Messenger RNA from Thalassophryne amazonica, 2309 nucleotides. RefSeq names its product LIM homeobox 9 (gene lhx9). Gene Ontology annotation, cellular component: nucleus. Gene Ontology annotation, biological process: regulation of transcription by RNA polymerase II; neuron differentiation. The record is from RefSeq and is a predicted model, not a curated record. The transcript is spliced from 5 exons. NCBI's taxonomy places the organism in Eukaryota, Metazoa, Chordata, Actinopteri, Batrachoidiformes, Batrachoididae. Gene Ontology annotation, molecular function: RNA polymerase II transcription regulatory region sequence-specific DNA binding; DNA-binding transcription factor activity, RNA polymerase II-specific. The coding region runs from base 122 to 1123 and encodes 333 amino acids.
UGUGUGUGUGUGUGUGUGUGUGUGUGUGUGUGUGUGUGUGUGUGUGUGUGUGUGUGUGCGUGCCUCUCUCUCAGAGCCCGUUUUGGAUGCGCUGAGCGCGCGGGGUGCAGCGCUGCGGUCUAUGGAAGUUGUGGGCUGUAAGACUGAGGCAGGCAGUUGCACGUUGCGUCCAGGACCGGGAGCCAUGCUUUUCCACGGGAUCUCCGGGGAUCACAUCCAAGGGAUCAUGGAGGAGAUGGAGAGGAGGUCGAAAACGGAGUCACGCCUAGCGAAGGGCGUGCAGCUCAACGGCAGGGAGUCGACGAUGCCUUCGAUGAGUCCGGAGAAACCAGCUCUGUGCGCCGGCUGCGGUGGAAAGAUUUCGGACAGAUACUACCUCCUGGCCGUGGACAAACAGUGGCACCUGCGGUGUCUUAAGUGCUGUGAAUGUAAAUUAGCGCUGGAGUCUGAGCUCACGUGUUUUGCAAAGGACGGCAGCAUUUACUGCAAGGAGGACUACUACAGAAGGUUCUCCGUGCAGAGGUGCGCGCGCUGCCACCUCGGGAUAUCCGCCUCGGAGAUGGUGAUGCGAGCACGCGACUCCGUGUACCAUCUGAGCUGCUUCACGUGCACCACGUGCAACAAGACGCUGACCACGGGCGACCACUUCGGCAUGAAGGACAGUCUGGUUUACUGCCGCCUGCACUUCGAGACGCUCGUGCAGGGGCCGGACUACCACCCGCAGCUCAACUUCGCCGAGCUGGCGGCCAAAGGCGGCGGCCUGGCGCUGCCCUACUUCAACGGCACCGGCACGGCGCAGAAAGGACGGCCGCGCAAGAGGAAGAGCCCGGCCAUGGGGAUCGACAUACCGAGCUACAAUGCAGGCUGUAACGAGAACGAGACAGAUCACUUGGACCGGGACCAGCAGUCCUACGCGCCAACGCAGAAGACCAAACGCAUGCGGACCUCCUUCAAGCACCAUCAGCUGCGGACAAUGAAAUCCUACUUCGCCAUCAACCACAACCCAGAUGCCAAGGACUUAAAGCAGCUGGCCCAGAAAACGGGCCUCACUAAGAGAGUUCUGCAGGGAGAACAAAUCUUGGGGCAUUACAGCCAUACAUCCCGACGUUUGAAAAUUCCCUAAAGUAUUAACAGAAGGGGAAAACUUUGAUGGGAAUUCAUCACCAUUGAAGACAAAGACAAUAUUAGGAUAAGAUGAUUAGAGAGCAAAUAAACAAGCAACAGAAAAUGAGUUGCAAAUGUACAACAGAUGACUGUUUAAGCAAAAGUUUGUCCUGAAUGUUUGAAUCCAUCGACGGAGGAGACACCAACAUGUGUGAUAUUUAUGUGAAAAGAAAGCUUUGUACUGGAAAAAUCAAAUGUAACAUAGUAUUAAAACAAACAAACAAACCUGAAGUCCAUGCACUCUGAAUAAAUGAAAUGUUGUAUUUACUUAAUGUAGUUAUGUUAGUCGGCUCCACAAAAUGUGGUUGUUGAAAUUGGAAUUAAUUAUGUUUCCCAUUUCAACAAACAAGUUUUGUGGAGCCGAUUGACAUAACUAGAUUAAGUAAAUGCAACAUUUCAUUUUUUUUUAGAGUGCAGAAAGGCUGGAGGUGAUUAAAAAACAGCAUGACAACACACACACACACACACACACACAGUACUGUACAGCACAGCCAACUAUCAGCCUGCCAAAUAGAAGUUUUCUUUCGCCACAAGUGUCAUUAGUAAACACGCAGCCUCCUUGAAAGUGGGCAGCAGGACGGCCGUCAGAUAUGAUGAGUGUAUGAAGAGGACGGCAGAGCUGGAGCUUUGCCAUCUGGCUGCACCGAGGGAAGGAAGUGAGACACAAAGUACAUAAAGAAGACAUUUCUUUUUUUCUUUGGUUUUGUUUUUGCAUGCGCCUCAUCAUCUUAACAUUUUUCCUUGAGCUGUGUAUUAUUUGCUUUGAGUCGCUGUGUGAUUGAUUGUCAGCUGAAAAAAAAAAAUAAAGCCGAUGAAAUCGGCGUCCCCAAUGCCUCGCCGAGGAGGAAACAAAUGUGGCCGUGAGGACGCGGAUCAUAAUAAUGCUUCAAGCUUAUUUGUGCGUGUCAUCCAGCUUUCUGUAGAGGGUACAGACAAUCGUUUUAUUGGUUUCAUACCUCGUUAUCGUGGAUAUUCUUGACAGCAGUGUAGUGCAUGUUGUAAGAUUCCCAGCAACCUUUGCCAGGGCUAGAAAUGACACAAAUGCAACUGGCACUCUUAAUAUUUACGGUGUACAGUGGUUCUAAAGUGCUCCAUGCCUGCACACAUAUAUGUUUUUUUGGGAAUAAAAGGUGACUUUAAGAUUU